This is a messenger RNA of Oppiella nova, 1176 nucleotides long. The record is from the annotation of a GenBank genome assembly. NCBI's taxonomy places the organism in Eukaryota, Metazoa, Arthropoda, Arachnida, Sarcoptiformes, Oppiidae.
GCUUUUGCAGUGAAAAGUAUGACUCAAUUCACGCAUUAUUCACACGUUUUGCACACAAAUAACAAACCAAACACUCAAUGAUCACAUCAAUUGAUCCCAAAGCCAAAGACACGACAACUAUGAGCCAAACGAAGCCGAAGAACGCGAAGCAGCGGUCCAUCACGUGUUGGGCCACAGAGAUGGACAACCAGUCGGACGACACCACCGAUUGGACGCAAUCUAUAGACCAGUCAUUGAUGGCGAUGAUCGCCGAAGACACCAAACCUCGCGAGCCGUCCAAAGGGGACGACAUCUGGAGUCGAGUGACCACUCAUAUGGCGCGCAACGAGAGGGGACAGCGGUGUCGAGUCACCCGCUAUUACCAGACCAUGAAAAUGUCCAAAAGUGUGUCCACACGGACCAAGUGGCGCAAGUUUGGACAGUCGGUGGCCGACCCGCCCGGCCCUCACAGCGCCACCACUAUUGCCGCCGAAGACGUGUUCAUUCAAUUCAUUGGUCACCACAACUACUACAACAACUACAGCAACGGCACCGGCGCUGAGGCCGUGGACACCACUCACGAGGAGAACCCCUGGAAGCGCAUGGAGUCGAGUGGGAAAGGGAUGGUUAAGUGCAGUCACUGCGGGUUAGGUCACUGGUCGCUGCAGUGUCCCUAUAAGGAUCAGUUGGCGGCACUUAACAGACCCGCCGAUACCACGACCUCCUCAACGGCGGCAAAGACAGCGCCGGAGGAAAAGGCGGCUAAAUAUAUACCGCCGUCGAUGAGGGCCGGCGCCGAUCGACGCGCGGGCGACUCGGAUAUGGGUUGGAAGCGGGACAGGGAUGAGGCGACCGUUCGGGUGACAAACCUUCCCGAAGAGAUGACUGACGAUGACGUGAGGGAACUGUUCCCAAGGGAAGCGUUUGGCAAAGUGACCAGGAUCUAUUUGGCUAAGGAUAAGGUGACCAACCGUUCCAAGGGGUUCGCAUUCGUCUCAUUCGAGAGCAGGUGCUCCGCCGAAAUGGCCGUCCAGUUAGUCAAUCGGCACCGGUAUGGCAAUCUGAUCCUCGUGGUCGAGUUCGCUCAGAAUUUCAAAUAAUUGCUCAAAUGACUGAUGAUAUUAAAGAUUAUAAUUAUGUUUAUGUUUUACCGCAAUAUAUCAAUAAUGAAUACUCUAAUUGACAAUUAAUCCCAAC